Molecule: messenger RNA, 2616 nt
Organism: Zootermopsis nevadensis
Lineage: Eukaryota; Metazoa; Arthropoda; Insecta; Blattodea; Termopsidae
Source: RefSeq, a predicted model, not a curated record
UAGAAGUUGAAAGGAAAUGAAUUAGUAGAAGCAUUGGCUGUGUGACAUUGGAUAGGGUACUGUCAGCGGGUACUGUCCUGCAAUUGUGACCUCAAGAAAUUAAAGUCAUUUUCUGAUCCCUUAGCUUUUUAAUUUCACCAUCCGUAAGGUACAGACAUUACUGAUAGUGUUUAUGGGUUUUAGCAUCAAGACACCUGGAAGAUGGAGUAUCUAAAGCAGAUUAUACCAUUGUCAGCCUUAAAUGCAGUGAAGAAUGAGCUAUGCAAGAAUCAUACUCUAAUGACAAUUGAACACUUACUGCAGGGAUCACCAUGGGCUAUGAAAAUGUUUGAUUCAUCUACAAAAUUCCCAGAGGGAGUACUGGAGGGCUCCAUUUUUCACUUGGGAAACUAUGAUGAAUGUUUGGAGGUGAAUGUAAACCAGGACUGGGGAUCAUUCAAGGGCCAGCACUGCAUGGUGACAGUAGAUAUGAAUGUCUCACAUUACCUCCCAGCAUAUGAGGCACAAUCAUUACCAUCAGCAAUCCCAUUUAAGUGGGCAAUAUGUGUGCCAUCUUCAUGUGUUGCUGCUGAUGUCGAGGAUUUUUUUACCACUGCACUUCAUUACACUGUAAAUGUGAAUCCACUGGAAUGUCACAUUCAAGGACCUAGGCCAUUUCUACCAGUUGACUGGCUUGCAAUAAUAAUUCUCAGCUUCUUUGGCCUGCUAUGUGUUCUCAGCACUGCAUAUGAUCUCAUUGUCACGGAUCCAUGGAGUCGCAGAGAAAGUCUGGUGGUCUUCUCAUGGUACACAAAUGGCAAACGACUCCUGAACACAGAUCAUUCUGAUAAUACGCUCCACUGUCUGCAUGGCAUACGGUUCCUGACUAUCAAUUGGGUUGUUUUGGGGCACGCAUAUGUUACAGAAAUGUUUUCUCCUAUAGUUAAUUUACUGUACGUGACUAUCAAUUGGGUUGUUUUGGGGCAUGCAUAUUUUACAGAAAUGUUUUCUCCUGAAGUUAAUUUACUGGACACUGUAAAAAGUAUCAAAGACUGGGGACAUAUUGUUAUAUUAAGUGCAGUGCUCUCUGUUGACACUUUCUUCUUAAUAAGUGGCACACUGCUGUGUUACAUCUUCAUGAUGACUGGAGGAAGGAACUUCAAUUAUCUUAUCUACUUCCUUCAUCGAUAUAUGCGGACAACACCUAUGAUGGCCAUACUUAUUCUUGUGUAUACGGGUAUCAUCCUGCACAUGGCAACUGGUCCUCUUUGGGACAGCUUCCUCCAGAUUGAAGUGGCAUAUUGCAAAAACAACUGGUGGACAGCAAUAUUGCACCUCCAGAACUACAUUAAUCCGUCAGAAAUGUGUAUAUCUGCAACAUGGUACCUGAAUGUGGAUAUGCAACUAUAUUUGUUGUCUCCUCUAUUGCUUCUGCCCCUUGUCAAGAGACCAAAAAUUGGACUAAUUUUACUUCAGGUGGUAACAGCAGCUUCUAUUGUCACCUGCUUCUUGCAGAUGUAUUUCCAUAGAAAUGAAAUUACAGAUUUUCUCAAAGGGGAACCUAUUAAUGCAAAUUACUACUAUACACAUACUCGAGCUUCACCCUGGUUUAUUGGAAUCAGCUUGGGUUAUUGCCUCUUCCACACCAUCCAAUGGAAGAAGGACAUUGCUGCUGGAAAAAGAAGAAACCUUUCAAAGAAAGUCUUAGUUGCUGGUUGGCUGCUGGGAGCUGUUUGUUUGCUCACUCCAAUCCUCGUACUACAUGAAAUAAUACAAGACGACAAUUAUUAUCAUAGUAUAAAGUUGCAAGUGUAUGCAGCUCUUUCAAGGCCAAUAUGGUCUAUGGGAGUUUCCUGGGUCAUCUUUGUCUGUGUGGCAGGAUAUGGAGGUCCAGUGAAUAAGUUCCUGUCAUGGAAAUUUUUCCAUCCUAUGAGCCGUCUGACCUACAGUAUUUAUAUGCUUCACAUGUUCUUCAUGAGAAUAAAGAUGGCUUCAACCAAAACUCCACUCUACAGUGAUGACAUGGAGAAGAUCGAAUUCUGGUUUUCAACAAUGGUUUUCACAACCCUGCUGGCAAUUCCUGCAUCAUUGACAUUUGAAUCCCCUAUAAUAAAAAUUCAGAAGAUGCUUUUGGGUGACCGGCUAAAGCAGAAGAACCAGACAGAACCCGAAGUCAGUAAUACAUCCCAACAUGAGGAGAAGAGAAACAACGAUCCUCUUCCUGGAUCUGUUGUAAUUCCUGGCUCAAGCAUCAGCCAGGAACUGAAUACAUUACCAAAGUACCCAUCAAAUUUAAAUACUUCUGAAGAAAACAGUGCUCACAAUGGAACACAAUGAACUGACCAACUACGGCUAAUUUAUAUAAAAAAAUCCCUCUCCAUCAUGUAAACAUCUCUAUGUGGGCAUAAGUUACGUUGUUUAUGAUAUUAUACAAUACGGUGUUAGUUUAAAUAGAACAGAAAUGGUGAUUAAAAAAUAUGAACAUAGACUUCAUAACAUUUGAACAAAACGUCAACGUACUGUCACAUCAGAAAUGACGUACCACUUACCAUAACCCUUUCCAUGCAUUAAACAAACCAUCAUGUUGAAAAUAAUUUCUGUAUUUGAUAAUAUAAAUGAAAAUUAACACUACUAGCA